CUUGCACCAGCAGGAAUGGAUGCUUGUGGUUUAUGAACAAAUUAAUUAGCUGAUAGCGACACUCUGGUUGAUGGUGAUGUGUUAAAUGAAAAAUGAUGGUAUGCAGAUUGCAAAACGAUGAAAAUAAGGGAUGCCUGAAACUGAAACCAUCCUUUUGCCGAACGCCUAAGCAAGUGAAUGGUGGUUGGAUCCGGUGGUUUCUCUGCUGCACGGAGCUGAAAAGGACAGUGUACACAACUGAUGGUGGAUGGAUCGGACGCCUAAGAGGAAUGGCGACGGCGACGGACGACAAGGACGCUUCUCUGUCGCUCGCGCCUUCCGGCGUCCAUCUUCUCCGAUGCGUGUACGUCCAUGCAUUUGUGUGCAUUACAUUGUCCUACUAGCUUUCCUCCUCUAUUGUCGUUGUUGUCAUGCCAAACCAUGCGUGUGUGUGUGUGUGUCUGAAACUCUCAAGAUAAGAUGCUUGGCAGACAAGCGUCCGAGCUGGGUGUGCCAUCUUGCUUGUGUUCCUCUUUAGCUUCUUUUUCUUCUAGCUCAUGUGUAAUGCUACGUCAACAACGACCUUCCUUCUCUCGUCUUCAGUUUUUUCCUUGCACGUUGGACUAACUCUCCUGCUAGCUACCACAUAUAUAUUGUGCAUUGUCCACCGAUCUAUAUCCGCAUCGAUCCAUCCACCGAGAAGGAAGCUAAGGAAGAAACCAAUCAAGCAACAAGCACUUGUGUUGUAGAGAAGAAGCGAGCAACAAUGGCGGAGGCACCUGCAGCGGCGACUGGGAACAGUAGUAACAAUCAUAAGAUCAAGACGGUGGUGGUGGUGGUGCAGGAGAACCGCUCCUUCGACCACAUGCUGGGGUGGAUGAAGACGCUGAACCCGGACAUCGACGGCGUGACGGGCGUCGAGACCAACCACGUGGACGCCUCCGACCCGACCUCCCGCGCCGUCCGCUUCAGCGACGGCGCCGAGUACGUGGACCCGGACCCGGGCCACUCCAUGCAGGCCAUCUACGAGCAGGUGUACGGGACCCCCUUCGUCGACGCCGCCACAACGCCCAUCACCCCGCCGGGCGUCCCGGCUGCGCCGCCCAUGUCCGGCUUCGCGCAGCAGGCGGAGAAGGAGAAGCCCGGCAUGUCCGGCACCGUCAUGAGCGGGUUCCGCCCCGACGCCGUGCCCGUGUACCGCGAGCUGGUGAAGGAGUUCGCCGUGUGCGACCGGUGGUUCGCGUCGAACCCGGCGUCGACGCAGCCCAACCGGCUGUUCGUGCACUCCGCCACCUCCCACGGGCUCGUCAGCAACGACACCAAGGCGCUCGUGGCGGGGCUCCCGCAGCGGACCAUCUUCGACGCGCUCCACGACGAGGGCUUCUCCUUCGGCAUCUACUACCAGUACCCGCCGUCGACGCUCUUCUACCGGAACCUCCGGCAGCUCAAGUACGUCGGCAGCUUCCACGCCUUCGACCUCGACUUCCGGCGACACUGCCGGGAGGGGAAGCUGCCCAACUACGUCGUCGUGGAGCAGCGCUACUUCGACCUGGAGAUCCUCCCGGGGAACGACGACCAUCCGUCCCACGACGUCGCCGAGGGCCAGCGGUUCAUCAAGGAGGUGUACGAGGCGCUGCGGUCGGGGCCGCAGUGGGAGGAGACGCUCCUCGUCGUCACCUACGACGAGCACGGCGGGUUCUACGACCACGUGCCCACGCCCGCCGGCGCCGGCGUCGUGCCCAGCCCCGACGGCAUCGUCAGCGCCUCGCCUUUCUUCUUCGGCUUCGACCGCCUCGGCGUCCGCGUCCCGGCGCUGCUCGUGUCGCCGUGGAUCGAGCCCGGGACCGUGCUGCACGGGCCGUCGGGGCCAUACCCGACGUCGGAGUUCGAGCACUCCUCCAUCCCGGCCACCGUCAAGAAGCUCUUCAACCUCAGGAGCUUCCUCACCAAGCGCGACGCCUGGGCCGGCACCUUCGACUGCGUCCUCACGCGCGACACGCCGCGCACCGACUGCCCACGUACCCUGCCUGAGCCGGUGAAGCUGCGGCGGACGGUGGCGGCGGAGCAUGCCCCGCUGUCGGAGUUCCAGGAGGAGCUGGUGCAGCUCGCCGCGGUGCUCAACGGCGACCACACCAAGGACUCGUACCCGCACAAGCUCGUGGAGGGCAUGACGGUGGCGGAGGCAGCCAGGUACUGCGUCGACGCCUUCAAGGCCUUCCGGGACGAGUGCGAAAAAUGCAAGAAGCGCGGCGAGGACGGCUCCCACAUCCCCACGGUGAAGCCGUCGGCGUCGGGGAAGGACAAGGACAAGAGCAAGAGCAAGAGCAAGAGCAGCUUCGUUUCCAAGGCGCUGCUGGCUUGCCUCCCCUGUGCCCGUCCCUCCUCAUGACCUCUCUCAUGGCUGAUGACUGAUGAUGCGUAAGGGGUUCCUGUGUUGUUCUUGCGGUUGCAGGGGAAUAGGGAAGGAGCAAUCUACAGUACAGCAUAGCCUGAUUGAUAAAGUUCGAAUGCUUCUGAAUUUUACAAUGUGAUACCUAAGUUGUGUAGAUUGAAUUGUGGUUAUAUGAUUUGUACUCCCUUUUAUUGAUGAAUAUUCUGAUGCACGGUCAAUUGAGUGGAUAUGAAAAGAGAAACAUGACAUUUUAUUGUUCACCUAAACAGCCAUUUAGCCCACUUGUAAACGCUACAAAGCGGUAUUGCCAUUUCCGUUUAAUUGACUGUAUCUUGCCUAUUUGGCCGUUUAUCAUGUUUAACA
Sorghum bicolor (sorghum) is the source of this 2734-nucleotide messenger RNA. Its product is annotated as non-specific phospholipase C4. Gene Ontology annotation, molecular function: hydrolase activity, acting on ester bonds. Bases 746 to 2368 code for a protein of 540 amino acids. The record is from RefSeq and is a predicted model, not a curated record. The transcript is spliced from 2 exons. Lineage: Eukaryota; Viridiplantae; Streptophyta; Magnoliopsida; Poales; Poaceae. Gene Ontology annotation, biological process: phospholipid catabolic process.